AAAAGAUUUAAAAUAAUACGCAAAUAUUUAUUAAUGUUCCACAAUAAGGUGCUUAAGUAGAGUUUUAGAUUCAGCAAUAUAGCUUAGAAUUACAUAAAUGGAGUAUGGAAAACAUCAAAUGGAGGAAUAGCUUUAGAAAGAAGAUCUCCUUUAACAGAUGAGGUAGUAGGAAUAACAAAAUAAACAACAUAAAGUGAAUUUAAUGAGGCAGUAGAUGCAGCAAAAUCAGCAUUUAAGACAUGGUCCUAAGUACCAUUACCAACAAGAUAGAGGUAAUUGAUUAAAAAUGAUAAUUAGAUAUAUGUUUGAAUAUUAAGCAAGAAUCAGAUCUAAGAUUGAUGAUAUUGCUAAUAUAAUAGUAGAAGAGCAUGGAAAAACAUUAGCAGAUGCAAAAGGAGAUGUUAUAAGAGGAUUGGAAGUAGUAGAAGCUGCAUGUGGAAUUACACAUGUAAUGUAAGGUGAAACAGUAGAAAAUGUGGCUAAGAGUGUUGAUACUUAUAGUUAUAGAGUACCUUUAGGUGUUUGCGCAGGAGUAUGUCCAUUUAAUUUCCCUGCUAUGAUUCCAGUAUAUUUAUAGAUUAUUUUUAUAGUUAUGGAUGUUCCCUAUUGCUAUUGUUACAGGAAAUACUUAUAUUCUAAAACCAAGUGAAAGAGUACCAGGAGCAGUCACAUAUUUGACUAAAUUAUUAGAAGAAUCUGGAGUUCCUAAAGGAGUUGUUAAUAUUGUAUAAGGUGGUUUUGAAACAACAAAACAUAUAUGUGAACACCCAGAUAUUAAAGCUGUAUCAUUUGUUGGAGGAAAUAAAGCUGGUGAUUAUAUCUAUGAAAAUGCAUCAAAAACAUUCAAAAGAUGUUAAAUUAAUAUGGGUGCUAAGAAUCAUGGUGUUAUUAUGCCAGAUGCUGAUAAAGAAGAUUGUUUAAAUGCAUUAGCUUCUGCAGCUUUUGGAUCAACUGGUUAAAGAUGUAUGGCUUUAAGUGUAGCAAUUUUUGUUGGAAAAAGCAGAGAAUGGAUUCCUGAUCUUAUUGCUAAAGCUAAAUCUUUUAAAGUUGGACCUGGUCAUGAAAAUAUUGACAUUGCUCCAGUUUCAUAUAAAGAAUUAUAUGAAAGAAUUCAUUAUUUAGUUGGCACAGCUGAAAAAGAAGGAGCUAAAUUAAUUUUAGAUGGAACAUCUUUUAAACAUCCUAAAUAUCCAAAAGGUUAUUUUGUUGGUCCUACCAUUAUUGAUAAUGUAAGAUACUAUUAUAUUAUUUAGAUGAAUACAAAUAUGACAUCAUAUAAAGAAGAAAUCUUUGGUCCAGUUCUUAAUAUUUUAUAUGCAGAUACUCUUGAUUAAGCUAUAGAAAUUAUUAAUUAGUAAUUAAAUAAUAAUAUAUAAUUAUUAGAAAUCCUUGGGGUAAUGGAACAGCUAUCUUCACUUAAAAUGGAUCUAUUGCUAGAAAAUUCUAAAAUGAAGUUUAAGCUGGAUAAAUUGGUAUCAAUUUACCAAUUCCAGUUCCUUUGCCUAUGUUUUCAUUUACUGGAAAUAAGAGAUCCUUUAAUGGUGAUGCUAAUUUCUAUGGUAAAGCUGGUAUCAGAUUUUUCACUUAAAUGAAAACUAUAACAUCUAGAUGGAAAGAACCUUCUGAUAGUUAUACCUUAAGUACAGCUAUGCCUACAAUGAAAUGAUAUAUUAAAGAGUCAUAAAUCAUAU
Molecule: messenger RNA, 1691 nt
Organism: Paramecium sonneborni
Lineage: Eukaryota; Ciliophora; Oligohymenophorea; Peniculida; Parameciidae
Source: the annotation of a GenBank genome assembly